AUGAUUAAUACUAAGGUUAACUCGCUAGCAACAGCAGCAAACAACGAUAUCAUCAUCAUCGGCUGCCGAGGCACAAGAAAUGAUAAUGCAAAAAGCAAAAUAAUACCGCAACAAGAGGGUCAGCCCCAGGCAAUCAACCAACUAGCGAGUUUAGAGGGCCUGCCUCAGGCGGGACACCGGAAUAACGGACUCUCAUUGCCAAGCACCACCAACCUCCCCUCUCUUCCUUCUUCCCCCUGUCAAUCAAUUUCCCCCCCCCAGCCCCAACCCACCUCAGCCCGCUACUCAAUUUUACCUACUAACUACGGAGUUACCACUCGUGCUCUUCCUUUUUUCUCGGCGCUGACUUGGGUUCUCAAGCAAAGAUAA
This is a messenger RNA of Aspergillus luchuensis, 369 nucleotides long. RefSeq lists its product as uncharacterized. Lineage: Eukaryota; Fungi; Ascomycota; Eurotiomycetes; Eurotiales; Aspergillaceae. The transcript has a single exon. The record is from RefSeq and is a predicted model, not a curated record. Bases 1 to 369 code for a protein of 122 amino acids.